This is a messenger RNA of Vombatus ursinus (common wombat), 2094 nucleotides long. It is a transcript of the gene GPATCH11, whose product is annotated as G-patch domain containing 11. The coding region runs from base 228 to 1016 and encodes 262 amino acids. Gene Ontology annotation, cellular component: kinetochore. Gene Ontology annotation, molecular function: nucleic acid binding. Lineage: Eukaryota; Metazoa; Chordata; Mammalia; Diprotodontia; Vombatidae. The record is from RefSeq and is a predicted model, not a curated record. The transcript has 10 exons.
GCGAAGCCGCGGCGAUGUCCCAGAGCGCGACCCGUCUCCUGGAAGGAACCUCGCUGGGCUGAACGCGGAGUGGCAGUGCGCUUCACCCGGUAGUGUGCGAAGAACUAGGAGCCUAAGGGGGCGCGAGCUGGCCGGAAGAAUUCAAAUCAGAAGUGGGAAUAUGCCUUCUAAAAUUCAUAUUUUGAGCUAAAGGUGCCAUAUAAAGAAGCUCAGAGCUGAAAGUGAACAUGGCAGAAGAAGAAGACUAUAUGUCUGAUUCCUUCAUUAAUGUGAAAGAAGAUAUCAGACCUGGAUUGCCCAUGUUGAGGCGAAUCAGAGAGGCUCAUCAAAAAGAAGAAAAGCAUCGGGAAGCAAAUCUAAAAAAUAGACAAAAGAGUUUAAAGGAAGAGGAAAAAGAAAGACGUGAUAAUGUUUUGAAGAGUGCUUUGGGUAGUGAAAACAAGGGAUUUACUUUGCUCCAAAAGAUGGGUUAUAAAAGUGGACAGGCUCUUGGCAAGAGUGGCAGUGGCAUUGUUGAACCUAUUCCUCUGAAUAUCAAAACAGGAAGAAGUGGCAUUGGUCAUGAGACAUUAAUAAAACGGAAAGCAGAGGAAGAACUGGAAAAUUACCGAAGAAAAAUUCAUUUGAGAAACCAAACUGAGGAAAAAGCUGCAGAUCAGUUUCGAUUGAGACUCAAAAAUAAAAAAGAAGAACUUAAGUUAGAAGGUGAUCUUAAAAGAAGUCAGAGAGCCUGCCAUCAAUUAGACACACAGAAGGAUAUUCAAGUUCCCAAGGAACCAUGGUACUGGUUCAUGCCAGAAAAAGAAGAACAGGAAGAUGAAGAAGAGAAAGGAGAGAAAGAACAGGAAGAAGAUGAAUAUGGUGGUGAAGAAUUAAGUGUAUUGGAAAAAUUACAAAUUCUGACAAGAUAUUUAAGAGAAGAACAUCGGUAUUGUAUUUGGUGUGGAACAACCUAUGAAGAUGAAGAAGAUUUGUCUUUGAAUUGCCCUGGACCAACUUCUGCAGAUCAUGACUAAAAAUUUUCCUAUUAAAAGGGAACCUAGAAAAUGUCAAUGUUUCCUUAAUACUUUGUAUGGUUGAACAUUUAAAUUUCACAUAUUUAUUGAUCAGGGCAGUUAAGAACACCAGACCAUAAAGUUUUAUUUUUUUGCAUAACUAGGACAAUGGAAUCAUUCAUCAAUAUGUAAGAAUAUCAAGAUGCUGUUUAAGAACAAAAAUGCCAUGGAAAAUGACAAUUAGAGUUUAUAAACAUAUUGUGAUUAUGUGGUCAUCAAGCACUCUGUUCCAUCAAAGUUCUGGAAAAUUUUAGCUCUUAGCAAUGAAUUUAGGGCAGGGUAAUUAUGAGAGAUUAUUGAUAGACUUUUGACUUUUUCUAUUGUUUUGUUAAGCACAUUGUUUGGAGGUUUUCAGUCAGACCCUUGAAAAUUGGAAAGGAUCUUAGAUAUCGACUGCCGGGGUGGGGAACCUGCCUAGUCUGAUAUGCUGUUCAUCAUAGGAACCCUUCUGCAGCAACCUCUGACAGGUGUCAUCCAAUUUGAAUACUUUUAGUGACAUAGAACUCAUUCCAUUUUUGCACAGCUUUGCUUUUUAUUAUACCCAUAGCUGCUUCCUUGUAACUUUCUCCUAUUAGUCUGUACUUUGAAGCAACAUAUUAGCCUAUCCCUUUUUCUGUGUAACAGGACUUCAAAUACUUGAAGGGAGCUAUUGUCUUUCCCUUUAGUCUUUGUUCCAAGCUAAAUAGCCCAAUGUCUUUAAAUUGUUAUUCAUCAUAAUGUAAUUUUCAGGUUUUUUUUAACCUUCCUUGAACGUAUUCCAGUUUGUUUAUGCCCAUCUCACAAGACACUGUCCAAAACAAUGAAAUAAUCCAGUUGUGGUUCAACCAGUGUGAAAGAAAAUGGUAGUUUUAUUUCCUAUGAUGAAGACACUGUAUUUCUACAAAUGCAUUCUAAGAUUAUAUCAGUGUUUUUAGCAGCCAUAUCACAUUGUCAUCCUGUUAACUUGUGGUCAUCCAAAAUCUUUAUGUCAAACCAAAGCCUCCCAUAUCCUUAUUUAUUCAAUUUAUUCUUUUAAUUAAAAUGCAAGAUUUUAUAUUUA